Molecule: messenger RNA, 3343 nt
Organism: Musa acuminata AAA Group (dessert banana)
Lineage: Eukaryota; Viridiplantae; Streptophyta; Magnoliopsida; Zingiberales; Musaceae
Product: pentatricopeptide repeat-containing protein At3g13880
Exons: 2
Coding region: 198-2702 (834 amino acids)
Biological process (GO): RNA modification
Cellular component (GO): intracellular membrane-bounded organelle
Molecular function (GO): RNA binding; zinc ion binding; protein binding
Source: RefSeq, a predicted model, not a curated record
AGGUAGGCCAUGAAGGUCAUAGCUCUUCUCAGCCACAAUGCAUAGUCCCACAGCCACACAUCACAAAACAAAGGUUGCAAUCUUGUUGUGCCAUUGUAGAGAUCAUCAUUGUAUUCAUUACUUGAAUUCCUUGAAUGGUAUCUAGUAUUUAUAUUGAUGGCUAUAAAUUCAUAGUUCAUGUAUCCCAAUAACCACCUAUGAGACCAGCACAGAUGAUAAUAUGGCAGCAUACUUGCAGAUGCCUUGAAGGAUUUCCCAAGCAUGUUAGCUUAUACAGAUCACCCAAACAACACUUGUCCACCCUUUUCCCAACCCAAAUCCAAAUUCCCUCUCCACCCACACUGUCACAACCCAUGUACUCUGAACUCCUCCUAUCUGCCACAAAAUCCCUGUCUUUGAUCCAUGGGAAGGAAGUCCAUGCCCACAUUAUCAAGGCCUGCUUCACACCUUGCAUGUUUCUGCAGAACGUUCUCCUUAACAUGUACUGCAAAUGCGGUGACAUGUCCCUUGCACAGCACCUGUUUGACACAAUGCCUACAAGAGAUACCGUCUCUUGGAAUUCGCUUAUUACUGGGUACUCUCAAGUUGGAGUGUGCCGCAAGUCCUUGGAUGUUUUUAACGAGGCAAGGAGUGUGCAAACUAAGCUGGAUCAUUUCACCUAUGCUAGUGCACUGAGUGUGUGCUCUCAAAUUGGGGACCUGAAGAUGGGGAAAGUGAUUCACGGGAUGGUUUUAGUUAGUGGAUUUUAUCAGCGUGUUUUCUUGACUAACUCACUUAUUGAUAUGUACUCGAAAUGUGGUGGGAUCAGUGAUGCGAGUCUUGUUUUUGAUAGUUCAAGCGAAUUGGAUGAUGUUUCUUGGAAUUCUAUGAUCUCAGCCUAUGUUCGGAUUGGUUGGGAUGUGGAGACACUCAGGAAUUUUGCCAAGAUGCACCGGUUGGGAAUAAAGCCGAAUCCAUUUGCUCUUGGUGGUGUCUUCAAGUCUUGCUCAAGCCUUAGCAAUUCAGUUAUACUUGGGAAGAUGGUUCAUGGGUGUGUAAUUAAAGUUGGUUUGGACUCCGAUGUAUUUGUGGGCAGUGCAAUGAUAGACUUGUAUGCAAAGAAUGGCCUCUUGAGUGAAGCAGUCAUGGUCUUUAACUCCGUGCCUGAUCCUAAUGUUGUUGUGUUCAAUUCCAUGAUUGCUGGGUUUUCCCGGUUGGAGACAGAUGGAAAUAAUGAACAUAAUUAUGAAGCCAUAUGUCUCUUCUCCGAGAUGCAAAGGAGAGGAAUGAGAUCUUCAAAGUUCACGUUCUCAAGUGUGCUGAGAGCUUGUAACUUCCCCCAUGAUUUUGAGCUGGGGAAGCAAAUACAUGGACAAAUUUUCAAGAAUAACCUCAAGCGUGAUGAGUAUAUUGGAAGUGCACUAAUUGAGAUGUAUUCGAGCUCAGGUUCCAUUGAGGAAGGAUUCAAAUGUUUCCAUUCUGUGCUUAAGCAAGACAUUGUCACCUGGACAUCCAUGAUAUCUGGAUGUAUCCAGGUAGACCAUUUUGAGUGGGCACUGAGCUUGUUUCAUGAUUUGUUGGGCAUUGGCAUAAAGCCUGACCACUUCACUUUAUCAUGUUUGAUGAGUGCCUGUGCAAAUUUAGCUGUGGCAAGGUCUGGAGAGCAGAUCCAGUGUUAUGCCAUUAAAGUGGGAUUUAAUUGGUUCACCAUUAUAAAUAACUCCCAGAUAUUUAUGUAUGCAAGGUCAGGAGAUGUUGAUGCUGCCAAUCAGACAUUUCAGGAGAUGGAGAAUCGUGAUGUAGUGUCAUGGUCUGCAAUGAUCUCAAGCCAUGCACAACAUGGUUGUGCAAGUGAUGCUCUGAUGCUUUUCAAGGAGAUGGAAGGUUGCAAGGUUUCCCCAAACCAUGUUACUUUGCUUGGUGUUCUUACUGCUUGUAGUCAUGGAGGACUGGUUGAUGAGGGACUCAGGUAUUUCGAGCGCAUGAAAGUAUAUUACAACUUGUAUCCAAAUGCAAAGCAUUGCGCCUGUAUUGUUGACCUCCUCGGACGUGCUGGGAGGUUGGUUGAUGCCGAGAAAUUCAUACUAGACUCAUGUUUUCAUGAUGAUCCUAUCCUAUGGAGGGCUCUGUUGGGUUCUUGCCGAGUUCACAAGGACACUGAAAUGGGUACACAUGCGGCAGAACGAAUAAUGGAGCUUGAGCCUCAUUCCCCUGCCUCAUAUGUGCUACUUUACAAUAUGUACCUCGAUGCAGGAAGGAAAUCCUUUGCGAUGAGGGCAAGAGAUUUAAUGAAAGAAAGAGGAGUGAAGAAGGAACCAGGUCUUAGCUGGAUUGAGAUUGGUGCAUCGGUUCAUUCUUUUGUGGCAGGUGAUAAUUCCCACCCUGAAAGUCACGCAAUAUACGAUAAACUAGAAGAAAUGCUGUCCAAAAUAGAGAAGAUGGGUUAUAUCAAGAUGGAGGCUUUGGAGAUCAAUGGUUCCAGUCCAAAACAGAAUGGAAGUUUUGUGAACCAUCACAGUGAGAAGUUGGCAGUAGCACUUGGAAUGAUUCGUCUACCCCAGUUGGCGCCAAUUCGUGUUAUGAAGAACUUGAGGGUGUGUGUGGACUGUCACACAGCAAUGAAAUUGUUCUCAGAGAGUGAAAAGAGGGAGAUUGUCCUCAGAGAUCCUUUCCGGUUCCAUCGGUUUAGAGGUGGCUUAUGUUCUUGUGGGGACUACUGGUAAUUAUAAUUGGUGCAACACCAGCAAUGCCAUUAAACUUCACUAUGCCAUUCUGGAAAUCAACUGAACAGAAGGGAAGCCUAAAAAGCAAGGUGAAACAUGCUGAGGGCAUUUGUUGGUUCUGUGACUGUACAUCUUAUGGAGCAAAAGGAAAGUUGCUGUCCAUAAUUUAGUCAAAUUUCAACAUUUUCGAUGAUCGGCAAACAGAAUAUGACAGCUGAUAUCGGAUCUUUGCCCAAAGAAGAAAAGAAAAAGGAAGAUGAACCAAUGUAGGAACAAACAAGACAAGCAAAUUCACCGGCAACCAGUCAUUUUACCUCUUUGAAAGAAGCAAUUUCUCUACAGUUUUGAUCUUUAAGAGUACAUUAACCACCAUUAAUUGCUGUGAUCUGAUCUACCAAAUAUUAUUUUGCUCGCAUGUCUUCUGCAGUUUACGACGCUGAUCCAUAACAUUCAACGGUGAUGUUUGUGACGAUAACAUGUAGAAUGUCAAUGUAACCAUUUAUCAAGCACCGAGUAAACACAGGUAAAUCCAUUCGUAAGGAAUCAAAUUGAUUGAUAUUGUUGAUCAUUUUUCUAGCGGUGGGUCUUUUGUAGGGAAUGAUCCCACCGUAAAAAUAACAGUUGAUCUCCAAAUUGAUGUA